CUUGAUCGAUGCGGUCGUGAGUGAAGCCUCGCAUCCGCUCCUCAUUUCAUCAUUUCAUCUCAAUUCAUGCUCCUGGGUCGUCUCUCUUUGCCUAAUGAUGGCGUCCCAAGAUGACCUGGGGAUGCUUUGGUAUGGAGUGACGGGAGUAUCUUUCAACCCAGCUGAUCCUGCAGAGGUUAUGCUGAAUACAGGGACAGCGGCACCACUCCUCUCUGACCAUCCCCGGCCGCUAGUUCCCACUCCAGUGUCCUACAGUGAGCCCACCACCACACAACAUACACAGAUGCUGUAUGAUCCAAAUACAGGUGACUACAGCACUCAGUCAGAAUACAUGUAUGAGACUUAUGAUGGUUAUGAUGAAGACUCCUCUGGGAACAGUGUCAUGCAGCAGCAGGGAACACCACCCAUCACAGAGCCUGGCAUGGUAGGACAAGGGGAUGAAUCGCCACCUCCCAUCCCCAAAUCCAAAAAGCCAAAAGUCCACCAUCAUCCAGCCUUAAAACUGAAGACACCCAUUGCAUAUCAAAAAGACACAGACCUUAAUGCCAUCCCAAUCAUGAGGGAAGGAAUGGCUGUUUGUGAAAAGUGUGGUGCCAUUGGAGUCAAGCAUGCAUUCUAUGGCAAGGAGCGGAAAUUCUGCAGCCUGGCAUGUGUCAGGGGUCCACUGGCUCCCUCCCAACAAGUGCCAGAGAAAGAAUUGGAGAAGGAGCCUAUUAAUGAGCCCGAGAAAAAAGUGAUUCCAGUGCAGAAGGUGAUAGGCCAGCCAGCUGUUCCUGUGGAAACACCUCCAUCCCCCAAGCCAGUCGUUCCAACCCCCCCUAAGCCGAGCCAGGUGGUGCAGCCCCAGUUGGUUGUUCCACCACCUGAACAGGUUUCAUCUCAGUCAUACCUACCUCCACCAGAGUCUACAAUAGACCUAGAUGGAAGCUUUUUGUGGGCUUCGUCGUAUCUGGAUGACCAAGACUUCCGUGCAGUUCCUGUUAGCUGUUUUAAACAUGCACCAAUGGCAGAAUGUUGGGAGCAGAUGGGAGCCGGGAUGAAGGUGGAAGUAUCCUGCAAAGAGGAAGCCGUAACAAAGGAUGCAUUCUGGGUGGCCACCGUUAUUGCUGUUGCAGGCUACAAAGCAAAACUUCGGUUUGAGGGCUUUGUGGAUGACAGCUCAAAGGACUUCUGGGUGGACCUUUGUUCAGAAGAGGUACAUCCUGUGGGUUGGUGUGCCACCCAAGGUCGCCCACUCAUACCUCCCCGCUCCAUCCAACAUAAGUACCGUGACUGGAAAGAAUUUCUAAUGAGGCGGUUAACUGGGGCACGAACUCUCCCAACUAACUUCAUCUCUCGCGUUGUUGAGAGCCAGAAGUCAAGAUUUAGGCCUGGACUUAAUGUGGAGGUUGUAGACAAGAACAGAAUAGCACAGAUGAGAGUAGCAACGGUGACAGAGGUUGUUGGAAAGAGACUCCACCUGAAAUACCAUGGGGCACCACCAGACGACAAUGGGUUUUGGUGCCAUGAGGAUGCCCCAAUAAUCCAUCCUGUGGGCUGGUCAAGAGAAGUAGGGCAUGAAAUUGUUGCAAGUCAGUCAUAUCAUGAGAAGUGCAUAGGCGGGACAUAUGAUCCUAACGAUGCCCCUCCAGAACUCUUUGUGGCCACCCCUGUGCCAGCUUUUCUUCGCAACUCUAAAAUGGACUUUGCUGAGGGGAUGAAGCUGGAGGCAAUUGACCCUCUGAACCUGUCAGCCAUUUGUGUUGCAACAGUCAUGAAGGUCUUGCACAACAACUACCUCAUGAUUCGAAUAGACAGCUAUGAGUCAGACAACACCUGCUCUGACUGGUUCUGUUACCACGCCACUUCCCCCUGUGUUUUCCCUGCUGGGUUUUGCGAGAUGAACAACAUCACCCUAACGCCCCCAAGAGGGUAUGAGGGGCAGUUCUCGUGGUAUGCUUACCUCAAGAAAACUCAGGCCACUGCUGCACCUCCAGCUCUCUUCAGCAGGGAAAUACCAAGUCACGGGUUCGAAGAGGGUAUGGCCCUGGAGUCGGCAGAUCUGAUGGACCCACGGCUAGUGUGUGUAGCAAUGGUGAAGCAAGUCAAAGGGAGGUUGCUCAAAGUCCACUUUGACGGCUGGGAGAACGACUUUGACCAGUGGAUUGAUUGCUACUCACCCGAUAUCUAUCCCGUAGGCUGGUGUGAUAUGUCCGGCUAUAGACUAGAGGGCCCCAAGACUGAUGUUCCAACACCUAAUGCACCUAAGCGCAAGCUAAAAGGGAGCGCUAAGCAAGCCAAGACUGGGCGGAGAGGUCGGCCCAUUGGUAGCAAGAAGGUAGGGAAAGUGGCCGUAGGAGGGAUGAUGAAUAUCCCACCAGCUCCAGCCAUGGGGACACAGAGACGUCGAGGCCGCCCACCUAAGGAGAAAAGCCUAAUUGGCCAACCUGACUCACCACUCCAUGUUGGCAAGGGAGAAAAUGAGCAUCCUGAUCUGCAAACUAUGGAGAUGGAGCAUUCAUCCACAGGCCUAAGGAGCCGCCGCAGUCAGGGCAGACGGGAUGCCAGAAGAUCCCCCCGUGGCCCUUCCAACACCAGCCCUGGCACUAAGACCCUGCCCAUGAGAGCUACACGUGCUCGGACUCUCCCCACUUCUUAUAACCAGUCAGAUGAAGAGGAUGCAUCUGAUGAAACAUCCUCAGGGGUGGCCUCACUAGAUGGGAAUGAAAGUUCUCGAGAAGCAUGGGACAUGGAGGAAGAAUCCUGCAACUCACCCUCAGGCAGCCCAUCCCCCAUACCUUCAGCUGAGCUUUCCAGUCAGAACACAUCCCAUCAGACAGGCUUUACAACCACUGCAACAGAAUGCAGAGAUCAAGAAUCCAAGAACAAGGUGAUUCACCAAGAACAGGAUCCAGUGCCUGAAAAGAUUACCCAGUAUCAUCCUCAACCAGCAGUUGUCAGUCAAGAGCAAAGGUCCAUGCUUCAUACCCAACAACAAGAAAGUCACAACACCGUGCGUAAUGUUCCUCUCGCUGCCAAUGUUUUACAGGCCAACAAAGUGAUGAAAACACAGACAUCAGCUGUCAAGACCACGAUUGUCACAACCAAUACAUCAAGCCCAGUAAACGUCCCACAGUCCACCCUACCCCCAGCGCUAAAGAAUGGCAUUUCUCAGCAGAGCAAGGUCACAUCACAGUCUCCCACUGUCUCAUCUACAGUGAGCAACCAGUGUAAUAAUUCAUCUCAUGAGACAGUACUUCCUGUAGCAGAGAAAGAGUCUCCCCAGUCAGUUAUUCCAAGGAUGAUUGAUGGGCCAAUUAAAGAUGGAUCAAAAGUCAAGCCUAAACUCUGGACACCUCAGGAUGUAGCACUUUUCUUGAAGAAGAAUGACUGUGGAGCUUAUUGUGACAACUUCAUAUCUCAGAACAUUCACGGGACGAAGCUGCUGAGCCUGACGCAGAAUGAGGUGCUGGGCCUGACGGGGAUGAAGGUGGGGCCAUCGGUGAAAAUCCACGAUCUAGUGCAGCAGCUCUUGGCCCUGGUAAACCCAGCCCAGGCACGCUACCAAGCCACACUCAUGAAAAGGGGCCUGUCCUUCACCUGAGGGGAUGUAGGGGAGAGGGAGCCAUGUCCCCCAGACAUGUUUCCUCUUUUGACAUUUUGGAGUACAAGACUGUUUGAUGGGAAGGAGCAAAUGAGGAAGAGAGAGAGAGAGAGAGAGAGAGAGAGAAGCUCCUCCGAUAGGCACCAUCUUUAUGGGCCUUUUGAGUGGAACUUUGGUGUAUGUGAGAACAUUGAUGUGAUUUGUAAUUUUUAAGCAAAAUUUUAUAUAUAUUUAUUGAGGCUAUAUUCAGCACAGAAAGUUAAGGGAACAGACAGUAAACAAGGGGGGGAAAGUAGAACGCAGCCUGAAUGAAAAAUACAAGAGGAUCAAUUUCUCAUUAAUCCUCACCCCCCUCCAUACACACACAUGCAUACAUCCACAUCUUUUUUUUUUUUUUUUUAUGAAACUUCAUCUUUCAUGAUGUAUUACUCCUCUAUGGAUUUUCUCCUUUUUGACUGUAUUUCUCGAAGCAAGUGAGAAUCAAAGAAAAGUGAGGCAAGGAGGAUUAUUCUUCAUUUCUUUUCACAACAUGAUUCCAUAUCAGUAACAAAGGGAGAUAACAGAGCCCAAAGUAUUGUAUUUAGAUAAACCAGGAAAUCAUUUUUAUUUUAACUUGAUAUAAGACUGUGUAUAUAUAUAAAUAUAUAAUAAUAAGUGUUAAUUACUAGUGAUGUAAAUGCCACUGAUCUAAGUAAUGCUCCUAAGAUAAUGUAGUCUCCCGGUGCUGCACGGACCUAUGGUUGCCACGAGCUCCCAGCUGGAGUGCAGCUAACCCAAGAUAUCAAAAUAGAGGAUAACAGUGCAUAGCUUUGACUGCGAUAGAGAAUCUUUUUACGCUUUAGAAAGCCCCCCUCUCCUCAAAUACGUAACGCAAGUCUCAGGGUCUAGGAGAGAAGAUGGAAUAUGACAGGCACAUAUGGCUGCCAUUCCGCAGAAGGUGGACUUCACCUCUAAGCUACAUGGUGUCAGGUCUCCAUGUCUUUGCAUGUAUCUUGAGUGUCUGUAUGCACAAGAGCUUGCU
This is a messenger RNA of Penaeus chinensis, 4604 nucleotides long. Its product is annotated as MBT domain-containing protein 1-like. The transcript is spliced from 16 exons. Gene Ontology annotation, molecular function: zinc ion binding. The coding region runs from base 95 to 3583 and encodes 1162 amino acids. The record is from RefSeq and is a predicted model, not a curated record. Gene Ontology annotation, cellular component: nucleus. Gene Ontology annotation, biological process: regulation of DNA-templated transcription. NCBI's taxonomy places the organism in Eukaryota, Metazoa, Arthropoda, Malacostraca, Decapoda, Penaeidae.